CCAAGGUACAGGAGUGUGUCCUCCUCCUAUAUACAAGCAGCAUGCAGCCACAACCGGCUCUCUAGUAUUGGGGGACAUAUAGGCUGCAUGUUCAAAUAGCGGACUUAAGAACCAAAGAGUUUCUGAAGGAACGUUUGACCUGACGGCUGUUCUGGGGACCCAUGAUAAGUUCUCAAAAGGACCAGAAACGUUUGCUUGUAAAAGGACACAUUGUGAUGAGCCAACAUGCCAUCCGGAUCAGUGAAAUUGCAAAGUAUUAAAAAGCUUGGACAGGAGAAUCGCAGCUAUGAGAUUACGGACGAAGAACCGACUGGCUCUUACAUGACCAUGUCAACUUCCAAGCAGAGGGAGAAAGAACAGGAGACCACGGAGCAACCUGCCAUUAGAGUUGGCUUCUUUCAGCUGUUCCGCUUUGCCACGUGCAACGAAGUGCUGAUGAUGGUGGUGGGGAGCAUAUGCGCCGUGCUGCACGGCUCCGCCCAGCCCCUUAUGCUGCUGGUGUUCGGCCUGCUUACCGACACGUUCAUCGAGUACGACAUUGAGCUGAAUGAGCUGAGUGACGAGCGGAAGGAGUGCGUGAACAACACCAUCCAGUGGACGAAGAACUACACUAACACAUUCGCAGGCUUGAACCAGUCACACUGGAGCUCCAUCAACUAUUCAGAGUGGGAAACCUUCGCGCCGUUGAGGAGCAGGCCGUGCGGGAUACUUGACAUUGAAUAUGAAAUGACCAAAUUUGCCUUCUAUUAUGUCGGGAUUGGAGCAGCCGUCUUCAUUUUGGGAUACUUUCAGAUCUCGCUGUGGGUCAAUGCCGCCGCCAAGCAGAUCCAGCUCAUCAGGAAAGUCUAUUUCAGCAAAGUGAUGAGAAUGGAGAUCGGCUGGUUUGACUGCACCUCGGUGGGAGAGCUCAAUACGCGCAUGUCUGAUGACAUCAACAAGAUCAAUGACGCCAUUGCGGACCAAGUCGCCAUUUUUAUGCAGCGUUUCACCACCUUUGUGUGCGGCUUCUGCAUCGGCUUCGUCAAAGGAUGGAAGUUAACGCUUGUGAUUGUCGCAGCAAGUCCACUAAUUGGCAUUGGAGCUGGCCUCAUGGCUCUGUUUGUGGCUAAGCUGACAGGCAUGGAGCUUCAGGCCUAUGCUAAAGCUGGAGCCAUUGCAGACGAAGUCCUCUCCUCGAUUAGGACGGUGGCUGCUUUUGGCGGAGAGAAAAAAGAAGUGCAACGGUAUGACAAGAACCUAGUGUCAGCUCAGCGCUGGGGCAUCAGAAAGGGUUUGAUCAUGGGAUUUUUCACUGGAUACAUGUGGCUGAUCAUCUUCCUGUGCUACGGCCUGGCUUUCUGGUAUGGCUCCAGUCUUGUGGUGGACACGGCGGAAUACUCACCGGGGACACUUCUGCAGGUUUUCUUUGGUGUUCUGAUAGCAGCCAUGAAUUUGGGCCAAGCAUCACCAUGUCUGGAAGCAUUCGCCGCAGGCCGCGGAGCUGCCACUAUCAUCUUUGAAACCAUUGAACGAGAGCCUGAGAUAGACUGUUUAUCUGAGGCAGGAUAUAAACUCGAUAAAGUCAAAGGUGACAUUGAAUUUCACAACGUGACAUUCCAUUACCCUUCCCGGCCGGAAGUUAAGAUCUUGGACCGGCUCAGUGUGAUAGUGAAGUCAGGCGAGACCACAGCCUUUGUUGGGGCGAGCGGCGCCGGGAAAAGCACAGCUGUCCAACUCAUUCAGCGCUUCUAUGACCCCAAAGAGGGCAUGGUGACCCUGGACGGUCAUGACAUCCGCGGGCUGAACAUCCAAUGGCUGCGCUCGCUCAUGGGCAUCGUGGAGCAGGAGCCUGUGCUAUUCGCCACCACCAUUGCUGAGAAUAUACGCUAUGGUCGACCUGGCGUAUCAAUGGAUGACAUCAUCACUGCCACCAAAGAGGCCAACGCAUACAACUUCAUAAUGGACCUGCCACAGAAAUUUGACACCUUAGUGGGGGAAGGUGGUGGACAAAUGAGUGGCGGUCAAAAGCAGCGUAUUGCAAUUGCCCGGGCACUUGUCAGGAACCCUCGCAUCCUGCUGCUUGACAUGGCCACCUCGGCAUUGGACAACGAAAGUGAGGCUGUGGUACAAGAGGCCUUAGAUAAAGUACGCAUGGGACGGACCACCAUCUCCAUCGCCCACCGGCUGUCCACUAUAAAGAACGCUGACGUGAUUGUGGGCUUUGAGCAUGGACAGGCAGUUGAGAGGGGCAAGCACAGCGAGCUACUGGACAGGAAAGGCGUCUACUUCACUCUUGUCACCUUACAGAGCCAAGGGGACAAGGCCCUUAAUGAGAAGGCUCGGCAAAUGGCUGAAAAUGAAGACACACCAAAGAAGCUCAGCCUGUCCAGAGCUGGCAGUUACCGGGCCAGCAUGAGAGCCUCCAUCCGCCAGAGAUCUCGAUCCCAGCUAUCCAACCUGUUUCCACAAUCAUCUGUUUCCAUUGCCGGAGAGGUAGGCCCUAGAGCAUACUCUGUGUCUCAAGUAGCCAAAUCCAAGAAUGCCAUUCAAGAGGAGGAGGAGGAGGACCUAGUGGAGCCAGCACCGGUUACCAGGAUCUUGAAGUACAAUGUGCCAGAGUGGCCUUACAUGCUUUUUGGAUCUUUGGGGGCAGCUGUGAAUGGAGGAGUCAACCCUGUCUACUCACUUUUAUUCAGUCAAAUAUUAGCGACUUUCUCAGUUACAGAUGCCACAGUGCAAAGAAAGGAGAUUGAUAGCAUCUGCCUGUUCUUCGUCAUGGUCGGCGUUGUCUCUUUCUUCACCCAAAUGCUGCAGGGCUAUGCAUUUUCCAAGUCUGGAGAGCUGCUGACCCGCAGGUUACGUCGCCUGGGCUUUCAUGCCAUGCUUGGCCAGGAGAUUGGCUGGUUUGAUGAUCACAAAAACAGCCCCGGAGCUCUGACCACACGACUGGCAACCGACGCCUCGCAAGUUCAAGGGGCCACCGGCUCCCAGAUCGGCAUGAUAGUCAACUCUUUGACCAACAUCGGGGUGGCCAUCCUCAUGUCCUUCUACUUCAGCUGGAAGCUCACACUGCUCAUCCUGUGUUUCCUGCCCUUCAUCGCGCUGUCGGGUGGCUUCCAGGCGAAGAUGCUCACUGGAUUUGCCAAGCAAGACAAACAAGCAAUGGAGGCUGCAGGACAGAUUUCAGGUGAAGCGCUCAAUAACAUUCGCACCAUCGCUGGUCUUGGCAAGGAGAGGAAUUUUGUGGACAGAUAUAUUGCGCAGCUGGAAGCUCCAUACCAGGCAGCCCUGAAGAAGGCUAACGUCUACGGGGCUUGUUACGGUUUCGCCCAGUGUGUUGUCUUCCUGACCAAUUCUGCAUCCUAUCGGUUCGGGGGCUACCUGGUACGCCAAGAGGGACUCCAUUUCAGCUUGGUGUUCAGGGUCAUUUCUGCCAUCGUCACAAGCGGCACAGCCCUGGGCAGAGCCUCCUCCUACACCCCCGACUAUGCCAAAGCCAAGAUUUCAGCUGCACGCUUCUUCCAGCUGCUGGACCGAGUGCCCAAGAUUAACGUCUACAGUGACAAAGGACAUAAAUGGGAUAACUUCCAAGGGAACAUUGAGUUCAUUGACUGCAAGUUCACUUACCCGACCCGACCAGACAUCCAGGUUCUCAAUGGCUUGAACGUGGCAGUGAAGCCCGGCCAGACGUUGGCCUUUGUGGGGAGCAGCGGCUGUGGAAAGAGCACCAGCGUGCAGCUGCUGGAAAGGUUUUAUGACCCCGACAAGGGCAGAGUGCUGAUUGACGGUCGUGAGUCGACUCUCAUCAACGUGCCUUUCCUGAGAUCCAAAAUUGGCAUCGUGUCGCAGGAGCCAAUCUUGUUUGACUGCAGCAUCUUGGAAAACAUCAAGUAUGGUGACAACUCACGGAACAUCAGCAUGGACGAGGUCAUAUCAGCUGCCAAAAAAUCGCAGCUCCAUGACUUUGUCAUGUCUCUACCUGAGAAAUAUGACACAAACGUGGGUGCCCAGGGUUCUCAAUUAUCUCGUGGUCAGAAGCAGCGCAUUGCCAUUGCCAGGGCAAUCAUACGCGAUCCCAAGAUCCUACUCCUGGAUGAAGCCACCUCAGCUCUGGACACAGAGAGUGAGAAGACGGUGCAAGAGGCUCUGGACAAAGCUCGAGAGGGCAGGACCUGCAUCGUAAUCGCCCACCGCCUGUCCACCAUUCAGAACUCCGACAUCAUCGCUGUCAUGUCCCGAGGCUACGUGAUUGAGAAGGGAACACAUGACCAUCUCAUGUCUCUGAAGGGCGCUUAUUACAAGCUGGUCACCACUGGAGCACCAAUCAGCUAAUGGCUGCAAGAGGGUAAACAACUAGAAACAUGUGAGAGGAGCAGAGUUAUUGUCUGAGGUGAUGAGCCCAAGUCUGACUAAACAACAAAAUGUAACUUGAAUCUUUUCACUUUUACCAUAUUUAUUUGUGUGGAAAUACCCUGUUACGCUGAGAGGGUUUGAUGAGCUCUUUUGACACUACUGCCAGCUUAAGUUUGUUUUUGUUUUGUGUUCCCACAAUGUAACAAGGAGGUCAAACACAAGGGAAACAUCCAAGCACACAACACUACAAAGGUGGAUAGUAGAAGGACUUAAUGCCAAUGAAAGACAACAUGAAACAUCUGGGUUUUUAUUUUUUUAAGC
Molecule: messenger RNA, 4653 nt
Organism: Hippocampus zosterae (dwarf seahorse)
Lineage: Eukaryota; Metazoa; Chordata; Actinopteri; Syngnathiformes; Syngnathidae
Product: bile salt export pump-like
Exons: 29
Coding region: 226-4311 (1361 amino acids)
Biological process (GO): transmembrane transport
Cellular component (GO): membrane
Molecular function (GO): ATP hydrolysis activity; ABC-type transporter activity; ATP binding
Source: RefSeq, a predicted model, not a curated record